Molecule: messenger RNA, 1161 nt
Organism: Bursaphelenchus okinawaensis
Lineage: Eukaryota; Metazoa; Nematoda; Chromadorea; Rhabditida; Aphelenchoididae
Source: the annotation of a GenBank genome assembly
AUGAAUGUUGAGGAAUAUCAACGGCAUCUGCUGCUACAAUAUCAACGUCAACAAGAAAGAGAUGAAGCGUUGAGGAAAUAUAAACAAAAAGAAGGACUGACAGAAGAAGAAAUAGAACUAAUCAAAGCCUAUUGGCACGAAAACCGGAUUCGAAGACUAGAAAGAAAAGCCAGAAUAAUCGACGUACAAAAUCAGAAUCUGGAACAAGAAGCGAAACAACAAAAAGCAGAAGAGUAUCAAGGGAAAUUGAAGAAAAAUAAGGAACGUUACAUGAAAGAAGGUUGGGAUAGAGGUACCAAAAUCUUAGAAAAAAAAUGGAGAUCAAUGAAAAAAUAUCGUCGAGAGUUGAAAGAAACUGAUGAAAAGGAGAUCAAAAAUCAAAUUGAGUUCAGAAGAAGUAGAGUUGAACGUAUUAAACAAAGACGUUAUCGAAGAUACAUCUACGGAAAACGGAAGGCAAUGAAGAAGGAGAUGGAGUUCAGGAAGAGGUUGAGAGAAGAUGAAAAGGCAAUACAAGCUAAAAUCAGAUUUUCAAAACUGUUAAAGGAAUUUUAUAGAGAUGAAAGAAAAAAGCAAGUUGAACAUGGUCGAUUGAAAGAAGAAGAGGAACAUAACAGAGCGAUAGAAGCUGGAAAUGAUCAGUUAAAUGAAGAAAAGCGUCGUAAAGAAGAAGAAGAACGUGACAGAAGAGAAGAAUCUUUCACUGAAGCCGAUAAUGGUCGAUUGGGAAAGAAGAAAAUUCAAAAAUCAAAGAAAAAGCGUAGAAAAGACGAUGAACAACAAGGAGAACGUUCGAAGAAAGAAGAAAGACGUUCGAAAAAAGCGAAAGCAGAAGAAAAGAAAGAAAAACGCUCCAAGAAAGCAGAAGAACGUUGCAAGAAACCAGAAGAACAGAAUAAAGAAGAACAUGUCAAGUUAUCACAAGAUUUUGAUCAACUCAAAACUGAAUAUUUCGAUUUACUACGAGAACAUUGUCGAAUGAUGAAAGAUAAGUUCAAAUUGAAAGAGGAAGACUUUUUGUUCGAUGAAGAAUAUAUUCGUGUACAACAAGAAAACUGCCAUCUGAAGGAGAAGAAUUGGGAAUUGAAGGAGAAACUUCGCAGAACUGAACGAAUCGCUUCGAAAAACUUGACCAGGGAGUUUUGGAAAAUGAGGCUUUGA